CUCGAAAUAGAAAUAUAAAAAGAAGGCAAAUAACAUUUCAUUUCACAUAACAGGAAAUAGGAAGUUUCAGAAAAUGGUAGAAAGAGUAACGAAGACGAUGCAUAGCAAGUCGCCUGCCUACUUGCACCGCAGAGUCUCUCUAGAACCACCACGGCGGCGCAAUCUUUGUUGACUAUUCUCCGUUUCUUCAACAAUCGAUUUUUCCUAUGUGUGUUUAUAGGGACAGACCCACACUCGUAGAUGUAACCCUCUCCUAUCACUAUUUAGGAUUUCUUUCUCCAAUCAUCCAAACCAGGCGGUGACAGAUUCGACAUCAAUCCCAUCCCCAUUUUCUUCAGCAUUAAUGGUUUCUCCGCCGAUUGCGACCUCCUCCGCUCACGGCGGUGGGUGGAGAAACAAAAGCGGCGGCAGUAACACUGGCAGCGUCAGUGAUUCACGUGUCCUCUCAUCUCCUUCUUAUUUCUUCCUUGUCGCGUUUGUGCUGUUGGGCUCAAUUGCGGCUCUCUAUUGUCGCUUCUUACUGCCGGCUAACGCGCACGCGACACUCUCCGCCGCUGGCUGUCGCGAGGACAAUGAGGGAUCGUGGGCCAUUGGUGUGUUCUACGGCGACUCUCCCUUCUCUCUCAGACCAAUUGAAGAUGUGAAUGUUUCAAGCCCAAAAGUCGCAGCAUGGCCAGUUGCCAACCCAGUUUUCACUUGUGCUUCUGCUUCUCAGUCUGGUUUUCCCAGUAAUUUUGUUGCUGACCCAUUUCUAUAUGUUCAGGGAGACUCUCUUUUCCUCUUCUUUGAAACUAAGAAUGCAAUCACAAUGCAAGGGGACAUUGGAGUUGCUAGAAGUGUUGAUAAGGGUGCAACAUGGGAACCCUUGGGCGUCGCCUUGGAUGAAGAUUGGCAUCUCUCUUAUCCAUAUGUCUUUGACUACAAUGGGAAUAUAUAUAUGAUGCCAGAGGGCAGUGCAAAAGGGGACCUUCGACUAUACCGAGCUGUAAAUUUCCCUAUUGAAUGGACACUGGAGAGGGUGAUAAUGAAAAAGCCAAUGGUAGACUCCUUUAUAAUUCCACACAAUGGGAAGUACUGGCUUUUCGGAUCAGAUCACAGUGGCAUAGGUGCCCAAAAGAACGGCCAAUUGGAGAUCUGGUAUAGCACCUCUCCACUCGGUCCUUGGAGGCGACACAAGAAGAACCCUGUUUACAACAAAGACAAAAGCAUGGGUGCUCGAAAUGGCGGCAGACCAUUUGUCUACAAUGGAAACAUUUACCGCUACGGUCAAGAUUGCGGUAGAACAUAUGGAGCACGUGUGCGUCUUUUCAAAAUAGAGGUGCUCACGACUCGCGAGUUCAAAGAGAAAGAAGUCCCGUUGGGGAUUGAGGGGUCUCUUAAAGGGCGGAAUGCAUGGAACGGUGCCCGAAGUCAUCACCUCGAUGUGCAGCAGGUGGGCCCGGGAGAGUGGAUUGCUGUUAUGGAUGGGGACCGCAUCCCUUCGGGAGAUCUGAACCGUCGGUUCGUUCUUGGCUGCACCUCAGCUGUGGGUGUGGUUGCACUUGUCAUGCUGUUGGGAAUGAUUCUUGGGGCCGUGACAUGUAUUGUUCCCUUAAGUUGGUGCCCUCACAACGUGGGAAAGCGUAGUGAUGCUUCCUUGGCAUGGGAAAAACCGAAUACUUUGUCUUCAAAUCUUAGACUGUUUUGUAGCCGGUUGAACCAGGUCAGCUCCUCUCUCCACUCCAGAUUAAAACCAAACACCUUUAUCGGGAUGGUAGUCCUGUCUUUUAUAUUUCUCGCAGCAGCUGCAUUAAUAUGUGUUGGGGUUAAACACAUAUAUGGAGGAAGUGGUGCACAGGAACCUUACCCAUUGAAUGGCCAGUACUCUCAAUUCACUCUAUUAACAAUGACAUAUGACGCCAGGAUGUGGAAUUUGAAAAUGUUUAUCAAGCAUUACUCGAGAUGUUCUUCAGUUCGUGAAAUUGUUGUUGUGUGGAACAAAGGGAAAGCACCACGGUUGAAUGACUUUGACUCAGCUGUCCCCGUGAGGAUAAGAGUAGAGGAAAGGAACUCAUUGAACAACCGAUUCAAAGUUGACCCGUCCAUAAAGACCCGAUCCGUUCUGGAACUUGAUGAUGACAUCAUGAUGACAUGUGAUGAUGUGGAACGGGGGUUCAAGGUUUGGCGGGAACAUCCUGAUAGAAUAGUAGGUUUUUACCCACGGCUAGUCAAUGGGGGGACUCCCUUGAAGUACAGGGCCGAAAAACAUGCUCGGAAGCACAACGGAUAUAAUAUGAUUCUGACAGGGGCAGCUUUCAUGGACGGUCAAUUGGCUUUUGAGAGGUACUGGAGUGAGGAAGCUAAGGUUGGGAGGGAAGUGGUGGACAGGCAUUUUAAUUGUGAGGAUGUGCUGUUGAACUACUUGUAUGCAAAUAGAAGCUCUUCUGACUCUACGGUUGAAUAUGUGAAACCAGACUGGGCAAUUGAUACGUCAAAGUUUUCUGGGGUUGCGAUAAGCCGGAACACAAAAGCCCAUUAUGGUGUUAGAAGCAACUGCCUGGAAAUGUUUUCAGAGGUUUAUGGGAGUAUAACUAACCGAAAAUCAAUGUUUGGCAGCCGGAAAGAUGGCUGGGACGUAUAGCCACCACUCUUAGCCAGUGAGGUCAGGUUGAAGUUCAGUUUUUUUUUCUAUUUUCCUUGAUUCGUAUUCUUGUUGAGGUUUGUGUUGUUGCAGUUUCCAUUUUUUUGGUCGUGACCUCUUGUGAAUAUAUUCCGGUCAAUAGGUAGCUGUUGUAGUGAGUAAUUGUAAAAUGUACAUUGCUUUGGUAAAUUGUAUUUUAUGGUACCCCAUAUUGGAUUUGAAGAUAUUGGAAGAAGCAAGUUUCUUUCAGUGCCAAAUGUGAAUACAACAGUACAGUGAGCUCUCUUGUUUCUUCUUAAUGGGUGUUAAUGUGUUAUUAUUGUGUGCAUUAA
Molecule: messenger RNA, 2952 nt
Organism: Cuscuta epithymum
Lineage: Eukaryota; Viridiplantae; Streptophyta; Magnoliopsida; Solanales; Convolvulaceae
Source: the annotation of a GenBank genome assembly